This is a messenger RNA of Monomorium pharaonis (pharaoh ant), 2015 nucleotides long. RefSeq names its product asparagine synthetase domain-containing protein 1. The record is from RefSeq and is a predicted model, not a curated record. Gene Ontology annotation, molecular function: asparagine synthase (glutamine-hydrolyzing) activity. The transcript has 5 exons. Lineage: Eukaryota; Metazoa; Arthropoda; Insecta; Hymenoptera; Formicidae. The coding region runs from base 1 to 1773 and encodes 590 amino acids.
AUGUGCGGAAUAUUUUGUUCCAUAUAUCAACCUGGACAGGAUUCCGAAUCUUCUAAACAGUGGAAUAUUUGCAAAGAUGUAAUAGCUGCUCGAGGUCCUGAUUAUUUAAUGGAGAAACAUUUGAUGUUGAGUCAGAACUGGCAUGGACAUUUUGUUGCCGCGGUAUUAUGGAUGCAAGGAUCAAGAAUUACAAUGCAGCCAGUUAUGGAUGAUAAUGAUAACUUGUUACUUUGGAAUGGAGAUAUUUUUUCAGGUUGUUUGGCAAAAACUGAUGUUUGCGAUACAGAUGUUCUUCUGGCUGAAUUACAAUCAACUACAGAUAUCAUAUCUGUGCUUCGAAAAAUCCAAGGCCCUUAUAGCUUGGUAUACUAUCAAAAGUCGAACAAUAUGUUAUACUUUGGACGAGAUAUUAUCGGACGACACAGUUUGCUUUUAAAAGUAGAUAACAGUGCCAAUUCAUUGACUUUAACUUCGGUUGCAAAUAAGAAAAUUAAAGGAAUUGUAGAAGUACCAGCUAUAGGUAUCUUUGCAAUGAAUUUAAAUGCAUCACAAAUAAAUUUAGCAUGUUAUCCAUGGAAAGAACUUGACUUGAGAUUCACGGAUAUUAUUGAAGUAUUGGAGAUAAAUUUAAAAGUAGAUAUUGACAUUAAAGAUACUAUAUUAGAAACAUGUCGAUCAAUGCUAACAAAUCCACAUCUGCAUCCCGAUCCCAAAGAUGUGGAAUAUCUAGAAAAUGUACCAUGUAAUAAAGAUUUUAAUCAAGUAUUGCAAUAUCUGUUGAAAAAUCGAGAAGUAAAUGACAGAGUCGAAUGUUUGAUGGAAUUGUUGCAUCAGUCUGUGAAAGUUAGAGUAAAAAAGAAACCAAAUUAUUGUAAGGACUGUAUCAAAAUUGUGCUAAAUGGCGAAAGUGUCACUUGCACUCAUUCCAAAAUUGGUAUAUUAUUUUCUGGUGGCCUAGAUUCGGCCAUUUUAACAGCGAUAGCUGACAAAUACGUUUCAAAAGACGAAAGUAUCGAUCUCAUUAAUGUGGCGUUUGAAAAACUUGCGAGCAAAAGCCAGAAUACGGCGAACAGUGAGAAAGGGACUGUAACGCAGAGAUAUGACGUACCAGAUAGAAAGACAGGACGACAAACUUAUUCCGAAUUGUUGCGAAUUUGUCCCAAUAGGAAAUGGAAUUUUAUACAAUGUAACGUUUCGCAAGUGGAACUACAACUGUAUCGUACGUUGCGAAUUUCUGAUUUAUUGUAUCCAUUGUGUACGAUACUGGAUGAAAGUCUAGGAUGCGCUAUGUGGUUUGCAAGCCGAGCGAAAGGUCUUCUCUAUCCAGGUAACGAAGCGUACGAGUCGCCAUGCAGAAUUCUGCUUCUGGGAAUAGGUGCCGAUGAAUUAUUUGGUGGAUACAUGAGACAUAGAACUAUAUUGAGACACAAAGGUUGGGAUGCACUGGUACAAGAAUUAAAUAACGAAUUAGCCAGGAUCUCCGAAAGAAAUUUAGGUCGCGACGAUCGGAUCAUUUCUGAUCAUGGAAAGCAGUCUCGUUUGCCAUACUUGGACGAAAAUUUGGUGAAAUAUGUGCAACAUACAAAACCAUGGGAGAGAUGUUAUCCAACUGAGAAAAUGCCAAGUGGAUUGGGAGAUAAAUUACUACUACGUUUGCUAGCCUGUAAGAUUGGUUUUCAUUGUACAGCGAACUUUCCUAAAAGAGCUUUUCAAUUUGGUUCACGAAUUGCAGAUAGUAAAGAAAAUGCUAAUGACAUAUCAAAAAGAUUAUAAAACGCAAAUAUGAUCGGUCUCUAACAAUAGUGACAUUUUUAAAAUAAGCAAAAAAGUGGCGAUUUCCGCUGCAGCCAACUUUCCAUUAAAUCGUUUGUUUUUAAUAGCAUCUCUUCGGCAAUCGUCUAUGUUAAAAGUAAGAAACUAAUAUGUAUUUAACACUCAAUAAUACUCAAUUUUUAUUUAAAAUUGCAAUUUUAAUGCUGUCAUCCAAAUUUUGAUAAUAAAGAUGAUAAUUGUAC